AUGCAGCUUGUUAGACUCUGUCUACUGAUCAUAAACGGGCUACUUCUCCUCACAAUCAGGGUCUCAGUGGCAGCAGAUUGUACUGAAAGCAGCAGCUGCUCAUCAAAAUAUAUUGCAUGGAACAUCAACGUGGACCAAAAUGGCGGAGGUGAUUUCAAGACGGUCCAGGAUGCUAUCGACUCGGUUCCAUCGAACAACAACCAGUGGAUCAAGAUCUCGAUCAAUCCUGGAACAUACAUGGAGAUGGUUGAAAUCCCGCGUGACAAGCCGUGUAUUUUCCUCGAUGGCAUGGGUAAGGAUAUCACAACGAUCACAUAUGAUGGACACAAUCGGACAGACAUAAGCGCGACGUUCACUUCAUGGCCAGACAAUGUGGUCGUUCGGGGCAUCACUUUUAAGAACUCGUAUAAUCGAUACUGGACUCUUCAGGAAGAAUUCCGAGUAACGCAGGCAGUGGCGGCAAGAAUUUACGGCGAUAAAUCACUCUUCUACGGAUGUGGCUUUUUGGGCGUGGAAGAUACGUUGUGGGACGUCAAAGGCCGUCACUAUUACAAAUCCUGCUACAUCGAAGGUGCCGUCGAUUUCAUUUUUGGAAACGGCCAAUCCUACUUUAAGGAUUGUUCGAUGAAUGCUACGGUGGGGAUGCCGCCAUACUAUCUAAGGAGGGGAUACGUGACCGCACAGGGACGGCAGUCGGCGAGUGAUCCGGGUGGGUUCAUCUUUGAUGGUGGAGUGCUGUACGGAAACGGGGGGGUGUGUCUAGGGAGGGCUUACGGACCAUAUUCCCGAGUCAUAUUCAUCGGAACUUGUCUUGAGGCCUCGAUUUGCUCACGUGGGUGGGAUGCUUGGAGGCUUCAUGGGAAGGAGAGCAAUUUCACAUACAGUGAGGUGGACUGCACAGGAAGUGGAUCAGACAAAUCAAAGAGGGUACCAUGGGAGAAGAACCUCGACCGAUUGCAGGUCGAAGAACAGUUCUCUUUAUCUGCAUUCAUCAACCAAGAUGGCUGGCUAAACCAGCUGCCGUCGAAUCGGAUAACAUCGGGCUCCCUGUUCUUGGGCUUGAUUUAUGCCUGA
Punica granatum (pomegranate) is the source of this 1074-nucleotide messenger RNA. The record is from RefSeq and is a predicted model, not a curated record. NCBI's taxonomy places the organism in Eukaryota, Viridiplantae, Streptophyta, Magnoliopsida, Myrtales, Lythraceae.